AUGACGCCCUCCGCCGUCGCCAACCUAGCCGGCGCCUCCCCGCUGCCCGCCUUCGCGCCGAGGCCCAGGUCCAGGCCCAACUCGGCCAGCCCGGGCCCGUUCGGGCCCGCGCCGCGCCGGCUCGCCGUCGCCGCCCCGCCGCGGGCCUUCUUCUCCUCGGCUCCCUACCAGCCGCCGGAGCCGGAGGGCUACUCCUCCGUCCGCGAGUACGGCCUCGUGCCCAUGGUCGUCGAGACCACCUCCCGCGGGGAGCGCGCCUACGACAUCUUCUCCCGCCUGCUCAAGGAGCGGAUCGUCUGCAUCCACGGGCCCAUCGCCGACGAGACGGCGUCCCUCGUCGUCGCGCAGCUGCUCUUCCUCGAGUCCGAGAACCCGCUCAAGCCCAUCAGCCUCUACAUCAACUCCCCCGGGGGCGUCGUCACCGCCGGGCUCGCCAUCUACGACACCAUGCAGUACAUCCGCUGCCCCGUCAACACCAUCUGCAUCGGCCAGGCCGCCUCCAUGGGCUCCCUCCUCCUCGCCGCCGGCGCGCGCGGGGAGAGGCGGGCGCUGCCCAACGCCAGGGUCAUGAUCCACCAGCCCUCCGGCGGGGCCCAGGGCCAGGCCACCGACAUCGCCAUCCAGGCCAAGGAGAUACUCAAGCUGCGCGACCGCCUCAACAAGAUCUACGCCAAGCACACGGGCCAGAACAUCGACAAGAUCGAGCAGUGCAUGGAGCGUGACCUUUUCAUGGACCCCGAGGAGGCCCGCGAAUGGGGGCUUAUAGACGAGGUCAUCGAGAACCGCCCGGCCUCCCUCCGCGGUAUGAGGGGUGGCCAGGCCACAAAGGUGAAACCUUUUUCUGAGUCCGGUGGCUAUGUUGUUUGUUGUUAG
This is a messenger RNA of Triticum turgidum subsp. durum (durum wheat), 873 nucleotides long. The record is from the annotation of a GenBank genome assembly. Lineage: Eukaryota; Viridiplantae; Streptophyta; Magnoliopsida; Poales; Poaceae.